Messenger RNA from Ogataea parapolymorpha DL-1, 453 nucleotides. Its product is annotated as Multiprotein-bridging factor 1. The coding region runs from base 1 to 453 and encodes 150 amino acids. Lineage: Eukaryota; Fungi; Ascomycota; Pichiomycetes; Pichiales; Pichiaceae. Gene Ontology annotation, molecular function: DNA binding. The record is from RefSeq and is a predicted model, not a curated record. Gene Ontology annotation, cellular component: nucleus. The transcript has a single exon.
AUGUCUGAUUGGGAUUCUGUUACAGUCAUUGGAAGAAAAGCCAGAAUCGGUGGUUCUGGCCCAAAGGAAAGGGUCGUCAAGUCUGAGUCGCAGCUGAAUGCGGCCAGAAGAUCGGGUGCGGUUGUCGCGGUUGAAAAGAAAUACGGAGGUGCCAAUGCCAAGGGCGAUCCAGAAGGACAAAGAUUGACCAAGAUUGACAGAACUGAUGAAAUUGUUGCUCCUAAGAAGUUAGAUCUUAGUGUUGGUAAAGCAAUUCAACAAGCCAGACAAGACAAGAAGAUGACGCAAAAGGACUUGGCCACUAAGGUGAACGAGAAACAAAACGUGAUCAACGACUACGAGGCUGGCAGAGCCAUUCCUAACCAACAAGUGUUGGCCAAGUUGGAGAGAGCCUUGGGUGUGAAGCUGAGAGGAAAGGACAUAGGAGCUCCUCUAUUUGGAAAGAAGAAAUAG